This is a messenger RNA of Perca fluviatilis (European perch), 987 nucleotides long. RefSeq names its product anionic trypsin-like. The record is from RefSeq and is a predicted model, not a curated record. Gene Ontology annotation, molecular function: serine-type endopeptidase activity. NCBI's taxonomy places the organism in Eukaryota, Metazoa, Chordata, Actinopteri, Perciformes, Percidae. The transcript is spliced from 6 exons. Gene Ontology annotation, biological process: proteolysis. Bases 3 to 764 code for a protein of 253 amino acids.
AGAUGGGUGGCAUAACUCCUGUGUGUCUUCUUCUUUUGCUGUGGGCUGGUGUCACAGUGAGCUCAGUCCUGGAUCUGCAGAAGAGAAUCGUUGGAGGUCAAGAAUGUGAUAAGACUGAUCGUCUGUACCAUGUGAAGUUGAUAUGGAGAAACGGUAACCGUAGAUCCCUCUGUGGUGGAUCUCUGAUCAGUAACCAGUGGAUUCUGACUGCACUUCACUGCUGGGAGGAUGGGCCAGGAUGGACUGUGACAGCAGUUGUAGGUGUGCAUCCAGGUCCAGGAACAGAAGAAAAAAUCAUAGACUAUGACAUCUAUCAUCCUGACCAUGACUUCAUGCUGCUGAAGCUAAAGAACCCUACUACUACUAUUCACCCUGUACAACUUCCUGACUGUACAGCUCCGCCUCGUGUGCCUCUAGGGAAGGAAGUUCAGAUUGCAGGUUAUGCAGCUACAACUAAAGCUCCUAACGCUGUUCCAUCAACUACCCUCCAAUGUGCUAAGACUACGGUUGCCAUCUAUUCAACUUUGUCACAAAUGCACGUAUUCUACGGCCGAGAUAUUACAGAGCUCCCUAAAGUGGCUACAUGUCCAGGUGACUCUGGUGGAGGAGUGGUGUACAAUAACAGGAUAUAUGGUGUCAUUAUUGGUGAAACAAUUAAAAAAGCAGUAGGCUGUGUUCGACCUGUAUUUGUGGACGUCUGUGAAUACAUCACCUGGAUCAAACCCAGUAUUAAUGGCCCAAAGAGAUGUCUAAUGUGUGGUUAACUAUAAAAUGCUCUGUCAUUUAUCAGACAUUUCACAUGCAAUAAGAAAAUUGUUGAGUUACUCUAAAUUUGCACUUGAUCAAUUUACAAUUGUUUGGAUUGCAUUAAAUAUUCAUCAUCAUAUCAUAUCAGUCUAUUGUUCCAAAAAAUACUUUUAACAAUUAUAAUCAAUGUGACUAAUUUGACAAUGUUGUCAGUUUAAAUAAAACGAAGAUGACUCACUA